UCAAACAGCCGACGAUAUGGAGCUCGAAGAAGCACACCUCACCAACCCCAACAACUUCCCUACGAAACUGCCUGGUGAAUAACCCCAAAAAUCAAUCAAUAUGUUGGGAUCCCUGUGGUGUUUAAAGCAGAGCUGCUGUCACCUCAGAAGCAAAUGUUUGACACCAUUGACUGUUUCAAAACGACCAACUUUACAAGUUUAAACCGCCAGCUGAAUCUUUGUCGGUUCAGGAAGAUGACCCAUGGCCCCAGGGGCUCGGGAAAAUAAUGAUUGCUCAAUGGACAGGAUACAACACACCUUCCAACUUCAAACAAGAUCCAUCCAAACUGCUGGUGAAUCUAAAGAGGCUGAUGAGCAAAAACAAGGCGAAGAUGGAAGCUGCCCAAUAAGUGAACUGUCGGUCCCCCAAAAGUUUCCGGCGACUCAUGGCCAAUAGUGGUGGUGGUGAGGAGGAGGUCAAAGUAGAGAAAAGAGAUUCACUCAAAUUGUCAAUCACGUCUGUACCCUGUAUUUAAAAUGAAACAAGUAACUACAGUAAUUUAAUUGCCAAUAACACAAAGAACAGUCUUAUUUGUGCCAUAGCAUGUGUUUCAUAAUUUCUCAGCCUUGCUAUAAUUCGGUUUCUACAGGUUACAUGUUUGUUCGACAGGUACACCGACCGUCUCCUUACCAACAUUACAACCAAAGCAGAAUCCAGACCAUGAAGGAGUAUGAUUGGACCCCCAUCCCACCCCGCGGCUGUAUCAUGGGUCAUGGGGAUGUCCCCUCCCCUACGACCAUCUACACAGACAAGGGAAUCCCCAUAUCCGUCAUCCACCCCUUCCCUUCAGACACUUCCUGCUCUGUGCAGUCCAGUCCAGCUACUGCACACAUCCAGCAGGGUUCACAAAGCCUGGCAAACGCUAGGCCCAAGUUCAACACCUUCAUCCCUCACCAUGCUGGUUUUUAUUCCCCUGGUUCAAUGUUCAAUGGACUCAAACUGUCAUAGUGUCCACCAGACAACUCCCUCAUACUCUCAUUACAGCUACUACCAGCCAACCUGUCCUGUGGGGUUUCUGUAUCAUGGCAAUCAAAACCAGGACUGGCAGAGCAGGGAAAACAAGGAGACCAAGAAGAGUGAAGUCAACUUGGACACAGUUUUCCAGAUAGUGGACGAGCUGCACCACAGUUCCCCCAAAAUACGCAUGGUCAAACUGUAAACCCCAGAGCGCCAGCAGCCGGUCCUGGCCACCUCUAUAUCAUCAGGGCCCCAGCCCACCACCAAUAUCAACAGCUCACCAUCUCUUCCCAGAUUGACUCCUCUGUCAAAUCCAGCUUCCUGCCUGGCACAAUACUGAUGGAUGCCAGCACAGUGACUCCAUGAGGGUCCAUCAUUAUCAUUAACAGUCCCGGUGAACAUUCCUUCUCAGGGAAUUGCCAUCAUGGUCGGUGGUCAUGCAGCUGAUCAGCCAGUCAAGAGGGAGGAGGAACCUUUGCCUGUCGACGCCUAUCAGAAGGUUAGCUAGCCUAGCUUAGUAAAAACAUGGUACAUGGAGGCUAUUAUUCAUCAAGAAACAAACCAGUGUACCUAAGCUCAUCGUAUAGUUUAAUAAUUUGGGGUUUAAAGAAUUUAGAAUUGUGAAUGUAAAGAGAAAGCAAAGAUACUCAGUCCGUAUUCCUUGGUAAUAAAUAUUUUUAAAAACAUGUAUCAUAUGAAUGGUUAUCAGGGAUCCUGAUGAACUCUGUUUUAUAAUAAGAGGUUGAUCAUGCUGUGAUUUAUCCCAGUGCCCUAAGGAAGCAUCCAAGUACAUCACCAAGGUGAAGGACGUAAAGGAGAUCAAGGGGGUGGAUGCAGAGGUCUUCAGUGUUGUACAUGACGUUUCAGUGUUGUACAUGACGUUUCAGUGUUGUACAUGACGUUUCAGUGUUGUACAUGACGUUUCAGUGUUGUACAUGACGUUUCAGUGUUGUACAUGACGUUUCAGUGUUGUACAUGACGUUUCAGUGUUCUACAUGACAAGUUUCAGCAUCCUGGCAGAGGCAUCUAGGUUUUUAGCUAAAAUGUCCUGGUACUGGGUAAAGUUCAUGAUACCACCACCAUAUUUUACAGUAGGUAUGGGGUUCUUUUCUGCAGAUGCAACUUUCUUUCGAUGGUGUGUGUGGCCAAAGAGCUUUAUAUCCAUGUACUCAACAAAUGUAUAUGCCUGGUGUUUGCUGAACAGCGUUGGCACUUGGAUUGCAACUACUGCUAUGGUUAGAUGAAAAUGAAAAUAAAGCUCUUUGGCCACGCGCACCAGUGAAGAGUUUUGCGUCGAAAGAACAAUGCAUAUGCAGAAAAUACCUCAUCUCUACUGUAAAAUAUGGUGGAUGUUAUGGGGCUAUUUUGCUUCUACAUGUCCUGGGGCCCUUGUUAAGAUCAACGGCAUCAUGAGAUUUACCAAAUACAAGGAGGAAAUGUUUGCCAAAAACCUAGUUUCCUCUGCCGGAGUGGAUCUUCCAGCAAGACAAUAACCCCAAUUACAUAAAUGGUUAAUUGGCCACAAAAUCAACAGUUUGCAGUGGCACUCUGUCUCCAGAAUUGAACCCAAUUUGAAAAUCUGUGGUUUGAACUGAAGAGGGCAGUCCAUGAGCACAGACAAAGGAUAUCAGGGGCCUGGAAAGAUUCUGUAUUGAGUAAUGGUUUAAGAUCCCUCUCAAUGUGUUCUCCAAUCUCAUAAAACAUUUUUAGAAAAAGGCUGUGAAAAGCAACAAAUCUAUUUUAAC
This is a messenger RNA of Oncorhynchus mykiss (rainbow trout), 2742 nucleotides long. Lineage: Eukaryota; Metazoa; Chordata; Actinopteri; Salmoniformes; Salmonidae. The record is from RefSeq and is a predicted model, not a curated record.